AUGGGGAAGCAGCUCAAUGAGGUGGAAUUCAGCAUGUGGGCUCUGGAGCCAGGCUCCCCGGGUUUGACUCCAAGCUCCAGCACUGACUUCCAGCAGAGAAUUCUUGAGUCAGUGAACAAUUUCCUGAUGACUGGUCCAAAGGCUUACCUGAUCUACUCCAGCAGCGUGGCAGCAGGUGCCCAGAGUGGUAUUGAAGAAUGCAAAUACCAGUUUGCCUGGGACCGCUGGAACUGCCCUGAGAGAGCCCUGCAGCUGUCCAGCCAUGGCGGCCUUCGCAGUGCUAAUCGGGAGACAGCAUUUGUACAUGCCAUCAGUUCUGCUGGGGUCAUGUACACUCUGACUAGAAACUGCAGCCUUGGGGAUUUUGACAACUGUGGCUGUGAUGACUCCCGCAACGGGCAACUGGGGGGCCAAGGCUGGCUGUGGGGAGGCUGCAGCGACAACGUGGGCUUUGGAGAGGCAAUAUCCAAGCAGUUCGUCGAUGCCCUGGAGACAGGACAGGAUGCCCGGGCAGCCAUGAACCUACACAACAACGAGGCUGGCCGCAAGGCGGUGAAGGGCACCAUGAAACGCACGUGUAAGUGCCACGGCGUGUCUGGUAGCUGCACCACGCAGACCUGCUGGCUGCAGCUGCCCGAGUUCCGCGAGGUGGGCGCGCACCUGAAAGAGAAGUACCACGCAGCUCUCAAGGUGGACCUGUUGCAGGGUGCUGGUAAUAGCGCGGCCGGCCGCGGCGCCAUCGCCGACACCUUUCGCUCCAUCUCCACGCGGGAACUGGUGCACCUGGAGGACUCCCCAGACUACUGCCUGGAGAACAAAACGCUUGGACUGCUGGGCACCGAAGGCAGAGAGUGCUUGCGGCGCGGCCGGGCCCUCGGACGCUGGGAACGCCGCAGUUGCCGUCGGCUGUGCGGGGACUGCGGGCUGGCGGUGGAGGAGCGCCGCGCCGAGACGGUGUCCAGUUGCAACUGCAAGUUCCACUGGUGCUGCGCGGUCCGCUGCGAGCAGUGCCGUCGGCGGGUCACCAAGUAUUUCUGCAGCCGCGCGGAGCGGCCGCGGGGGGGCGCGGUGCACACACCCGGGAGAAAACCCUAAGGGUCUCCUCUCAACCCACUCCUUUCCCCAUUUGUUCUCGACUUCUUUUAGAGACCCCAGGAAUAGAGGAAUCUCUAGGGAAUAGGGACCCCACAUUACCAAGCCCAGGGAUCCCGAGAGGGAGAGACGCUGCAAUCUCUCCAGUGCUUGCCACUUUCCAACCUGUUCCCCCAAUUCCUCUGAGCUCUCCUCGAGCUGUCCGCACCGUCUGCUCACCACACUGAGGUCUGAGAACUAUCUGUUCUGAGAUUCUGAGCUAUUGAGCGUCCUCGGACUAGGAUGAUAACAGGCAUUCCUCCUCCCCAUCUAGCUGCCCUAAUGCCUGGCCUACCCUGUGGAACUUAGGAAUGGAAGAAUCCUUUUAAGACAAGCAGGGCCUGGGAGAGCAUGGCUUUUCUCUUUUACCCAUUUUCUCCACCCCACCCACCCCUUUUCCUGUUGUCAGAUGUCUGAAAUAGUCACAUCUUCCUUCUGCAGAGCCCCUCCUGUAUUUUUAACCUCCCCAGGAAUCUCUGCUUUCUCUCCCCUUCUCCUUCCCUCUUUUCCCUGAAGGGAUACUGACAAAACCCACCCAGGAAAAAGCACUUCUUUGGGGGUUGGUUCCUAGAGGCAGAGAUUGAAGAUGGAGGAAGUGGGAACCCUAGAGUGCUGAACUGAUGUUCAGUGCUACUCUUCCUUCCUAUACCAUGUCUCUAAUGAACUUUGCCAGUGGGGCAAUGACCUUCCUAGACAAUCACCCACCCAAGGUGCUCCAGACACAUACAAUGUCUGGGAAUGAGUAAGAGCAGAUUGCCAGUCAUUUCCUACCCUUUAAAGUAUCUGUCUCCCUGCUCCUAACCUACAUCCUCCUAGAACAAGUUUACCUCUUCUCUUUCCUAAAGACUCAGCUAAAUAAAGCCAAUUUCCCAUUCAGACCCUGGCUUGCACCUCUAAAGACAGGUCACAAGGAGAAGCUGGGACCCUUCCUU
This is a messenger RNA of Vicugna pacos (alpaca), 2063 nucleotides long. NCBI's taxonomy places the organism in Eukaryota, Metazoa, Chordata, Mammalia, Artiodactyla, Camelidae. The record is from RefSeq and is a predicted model, not a curated record.